AUGGCAUUAUACGAUACUAAUUCCAAUCCUCUACAUGAGAUAGUAUUAACAUCUUUGGCAUUGGGUGCUAUUAUAGGAACGUCGUUAACACUAUGCUUAGUUCAAAAGACGAAGAAUACACCACUAUUUGCAUACCUGAUAAUACUAUGUAUAUACUACUUGAAUGAGUUCUGUUCGACCGCAAAAUAUCAGACAAAAAUAGUCAAAGCUAAACUGUUUCUAAUAUGGGGCAAUAAUGGGAAUAGAGAGUUUCUUUUAAUGCAAACGGCAACAAUUUGGGAGUUUCUAUUCACACGUAGUUUGGUCUGCGUUAAGCUAUUACAUGCAUUUUUUGGAAUUACAUACAAAAAGCAAACGAAUACAUUUUCAAUAGUACUUGGGCUAGCGAUGAUCGCCGUUGGACUAUUUAUCAGAACUCUAGCUAUGAAAACAUGCGGUUCUUCGUUUUCCCACUAUAUUGAGACCACCAACAGAAAGCAGAAACUCAUCACCACCGGCAUUUAUGGAUGGUUUAGACACCCGAGUUAUCUCGGAUUUUGGCUCUUUGCCGUCGGGUGCCAGGUCUUGCUAGGCAACUCGGUAGGCCUAGUAAUCAACCUUGGUGUCCUCAGCUGGUUUUUUAAACGAAGGAUUGAAUUCGAAGAGUGGUUCCUAGUCCACCGAAUUUUCGGGGAUCAAUACCUACAAUACCGCAUGAACGUCGGAAAUUGGAUACCAUUUGUUAUAUUGAAAAAAGAUUUAUAG
Debaryomyces hansenii CBS767 is the source of this 744-nucleotide messenger RNA. RefSeq lists its product as uncharacterized. Gene Ontology annotation, biological process: C-terminal protein methylation. NCBI's taxonomy places the organism in Eukaryota, Fungi, Ascomycota, Pichiomycetes, Serinales, Debaryomycetaceae. The record is from RefSeq and is a predicted model, not a curated record. Gene Ontology annotation, molecular function: protein C-terminal S-isoprenylcysteine carboxyl O-methyltransferase activity. Gene Ontology annotation, cellular component: endoplasmic reticulum; membrane. Bases 1 to 744 code for a protein of 247 amino acids. The transcript has a single exon.